This is a messenger RNA of Jaminaea rosea, 3026 nucleotides long. RefSeq lists its product as hypothetical. Bases 164 to 2815 code for a protein of 883 amino acids. The transcript is spliced from 3 exons. The record is from RefSeq and is a predicted model, not a curated record. Lineage: Eukaryota; Fungi; Basidiomycota; Exobasidiomycetes; Microstromatales.
CACGCGUAACAGAGCAGCAGCAUUUCAUUCGCACCAUCUUCCCACCUCGACACUAUUUGCCUAGAGUGCGCGUCGAAGUAGCGGCACCGACAGCGUAUCAAAGGGCAGCACUAGGCCACGACGACGCAGCAUCGUCGUUGUCCCUCGCUGCGCCUUCGCCACCAUGGUGUUAGCGCCACGUCGGAGGCACGGGACAAGGCUCCUCUUCAUGUCCUUGGCCGCUCUUAUCACCUGCCUCGCUCUCUUGCCAUCUACAACGCUUGCCAGCUCCAACACCAACCCCAAGCAUGACAACAUCUUCCUCCACGUCUCGCCCGAAGAGGGACAUCGUGUCCUCAUCAGCAUCAUCUACACGUCCUUCUGGCUUGGCGCUCUUGGAUGGGACGUUUUCAGCACCAUCCACUUUGAUUACCGUGUCCUCAAAGAGACCAACUAUCGCAGCGCUUUCUCCAUCUUCAACUCACUGGCCUAUUUCAUUUCGAGGUAUGUCACCUUUACCUGGGUCCUGCGAGUCCUCCUCGAUGGCAUCACAAUGAGCGACGACUGCGCGAGUCGAUUCCAAGUGUCUGCUGCCAUGUACUCAAUCAGCGUCUGCGGUACCUACUUUGUCUUCCUGCUGCGCACCGUCAACCUCUGGAGGAUGGACUACCGAGCCGUUGUUCCCCUGAUGAUCAGCAUGACCAUUAUGAUCGGCCUCUGCGCUCCUCUUCCCUACGUCUCCAAGCCCAUCAUCCUCCAAGGAGGACCCUACUGCAACUACAGAGUCGGCAGCCACCUCUCGUACGGCGUUCUUGCGUCUUGCGCCCUCUUCGACAUCAUCAACUUCACCCUCCUCUACCUCAAGCUAGUCAAGUCCGGACAAGGUCUCAGAGGCCUUCUUCGCUCGCUGGCACCAAUGACGAAGGCAGCUUACGAUCACGAAGAGGUCGCUCGCAUGCUCUUGCAGAAGACCUUCAUCUUCAUCGCCGCACAAUUCGGCAUCCUCAUCUCCCUGGCCAUCCUCUACGCCACUACGACGGAGCAGAACUUCCAGCUGAUGCAGGUCGCCGCCUUCCAAGCGGUCUCAACGAUGAUCUGCGGCCGUAUCUUCCGCAAGGCUUGGAAGCUGACGAGGGAGCAGUCGCCUGCCAACAUCGCCCUGCCGCCCGACUACUCGCCCGACUGGGCAAGAGUCGUGGAGCGAGAUGCGUCAGUAGCUGGAGGAGCCCAAGGGAGUGAAGGUCUAGGUGGCAUUGAUGGCACUCCAGUCCUCGUCAAGAAGGAGUCGAAGAGCCUACGCGACGAUGCGUCCUACAUCGAGGGUGAGAUCAACUACUCGAUCAAGGAAUCUAAAUCGUCUAUUUUGCCCAGGACUCAAGAUCGUAAUGGCAGCAUUGCUCACAGCCACAUGAGCCGCAGGUCCAUGGCGGACGAUUCUUCUCAGAGAUCUCAACCUCAAAGUCAGUCGGGCGUGGCCAUCGAGAUGGGAGACGUGCCAAUGCCAGCAGCAUCAGCAACAGCAGCAUCAGCCUCGCCACUUGCUGUGCCUUCCAAGAAGAUCGGCGGCAUAGGACGCAACAGCCGCGACAAGCGUCGAGCCGUGACAUCGCACGGUGCUAGCUCUUCGUCCUCACCGGACAUUGGCGGGAGCAGCAGUCGACAACGCCCCUCGACGUCAUACACCCCGACGAUCUCCGCGCCCGUGCAGAUCAUCUCGCCAGGUGCGGAUGCCAACUCGUCGUCCGCCUUCAUCUCCAGCAAAGGUGAUGGCACGACGCCGUACUCCACAACCCCGCGCAAUGGCAGCAGCGUCAAAGCAUCGGUGUCGUCGCAGACGCUCACGCCUGCCAUUGCGGCCCUUGCGUCCCCGUCACGACAGGCGGGCAAAUCUUCGUCGAGGGCGAAUGUCGGAGAGAUGCAAACGGCGGGACGUCCGCGCUCCAGUAGCAGCGUCGUCUCAUCAACCUCAUCCUCCUCAUUCCCGCCAACCGCUAUCACCGCCGAUCAGCAACCGCGUCGAGGCUCCGCAACACCAUUGAGAACCACCUUCGUAGCCUCGCCACCCAUGACAGCCGCCUCGACGCUCGCCCCUGCGACUCUCACAGUUGGUCCCUCUUCAUCUAGCAAAAAGACCGUCACACCAACCCUCAGCCGUCGUCCCAGCGCCGUCGAUGCCGAACAGUCCGCGGGGUCCCCCGACCCACUCGAUGCAUUCCGCAGCGCCGUCCACGCAGACGAGGCGCGGCACGCCAGUGGCAGCAGUGGUCUCGAUGUCGGCGGGCGGCCUACUACGAGUCGCGGCGGACCUGUUGCACCCUUUGGCUCUCGGGAGAGGACAAGAAGUCACUCCACUGACAAGACCGUGACUGGCGUGAGCGUUGGCUCGGCGGUAGCAGCAAGGCCCUCAUCGUCUGUGCGCCCUGUCAGCCCCGCUCGCCCCGGCACGUCUCAUGGUCCAGCUAGCGCUGCUCCUGCUGGAUCUUUCGUCCGUCUCCGCGCGCCACCGCCUUCGACUGCGGCUGCAGGAGCCUCGGGCUCUGUGUCCUCAUCGCAGCGACCUGGCACGGCCAGUGAUGCGCCGACCAGCAAGCCUCCGCCCUUCGCCUCCACCACACCACUCUCAGCCCCCGUCUCGCCCAAAUCGAGCAGCCAUGCGCCGCUACCCGUCAACGCCAGUGCGACCGCCGAGCCACCAGCCUCCGCCUCCUCCGCAAUCGACGAGGCAUACCGUGAGCUCGAGGAGAUGGCCUCGCUCAGCCGCACGAACAGUAUCGCUACUACGUCGGCGCACACAGCUACUACCGUUGACACCUCUGAAGGUGGUGGCCACGAUUGAAACUCCCGCUUCUGAGCCGCUGCCGCCCCCCCUCCUCCCACUCGAAUCCCCCCUCUGCCAUCCCCCUCGUCAUAUCAGCAUCUCUCCCCACUUUUCUUGUCCUAUAAUCUCUCGACCAUGCCUCUCGUUUACUCAUCAUACCACCGGCACCAGCACCACGCGUGCACCAAACGACGCCAAAGCACGCACAACACUCGUACGUACCUCUUAU